ACCGAGCGAAGCGAUUAGUCCCCUUGAACACGCGUGCAAUUUAACGCCAACUCAUUAAAUUAGAAACGAGCAUUUGAAUUGAGGGGGAAAUGCAAAUGUGGCCACCGGAUUUCUGACUGGUAUAAAAUACAGUUACUCCGGAAACCUGUUUGACUAGCAAAUUUCUUGUCUUUAGUCGAAGAAGUGUCGAGUCAACAUGAAGUCUUCGUUGUUAAUUUUUACAUUAAAUUUUGCUUUAAUUUGUUGCGGCUCCGACGUCAAAAAGGCCUUUGCCGAUAACGGCAUACCGGAAGACGUGAUCGACGUCAACCCGAAGCUGACGCUGACGAUCACCUAUCCUGACGACAAGUCGGUGGAGCUGGGCAACGAGCUGGCACCCAAGCAAGUCAGGGCCACCCCCUCGGUUAAGUACGAAGGCUCCAAGGAUGCCUACUACACCCUAAUAAUGACGGACCCGGACGCGCCCAGCAGGAAGAACCCGGUGGCCAGGGAGUUCAACCACUGGCUCGUUGUGAACAUCCCCGGAAGUGACGUGGAGGCCGGCGAAACGUUGACCGCCUACCUGGGCUCCGGUCCACCGAAGGAUACCGGACUUCACAGAUACGUUUUCUAUUUGUUCCAGCAGCCCGGCAAGCUGGACUUUUCGGGAGAGGCCAAGCACGACAAGUUCGACGGCAACAGGAAGAACUUCUCCACCGCCAAGUUCGUGGAGAAGUACAAGCUGGGGGAGGCAGUGGCCGGUAACUUUUAUCAAGCCCAGUACGACGACUCGGUACCGGCGCUGCACAAGCAAAUCGCCUCCCACUGAUUCAUAUCUUAUUAUACUAUUAAUAAACUAUUUAUACUUUGGUUAGUAUUUUGUAAAUUGUAAAUUGGAAGUUCAAUCUGGGGGAGGCCGUGGCUGGCAUCUUCUAUCAAGCCCAGUACGACGAUUCGGUAUCGGAGCUGGCCAAGCAAAUCGCCUCCCACUGAUUUAUAUCUUAUUGUACUAUUAAUAAACUUUUUAUACUU
Messenger RNA from Aethina tumida (small hive beetle), 1011 nucleotides. Its product is annotated as protein D2. The coding region runs from base 197 to 808 and encodes 203 amino acids. The record is from RefSeq and is a predicted model, not a curated record. The transcript is spliced from 2 exons. NCBI's taxonomy places the organism in Eukaryota, Metazoa, Arthropoda, Insecta, Coleoptera, Nitidulidae.